Molecule: messenger RNA, 1302 nt
Organism: Elephantulus edwardii (Cape elephant shrew)
Lineage: Eukaryota; Metazoa; Chordata; Mammalia; Macroscelidea; Macroscelididae
Gene: SLC35B2
Product: solute carrier family 35 (adenosine 3'-phospho 5'-phosphosulfate transporter), member B2
Exons: 4
Coding region: 4-1302 (432 amino acids)
Biological process (GO): transmembrane transport
Cellular component (GO): Golgi membrane; endoplasmic reticulum membrane
Molecular function (GO): 3'-phosphoadenosine 5'-phosphosulfate transmembrane transporter activity
Source: RefSeq, a predicted model, not a curated record
ACCAUGGACGCCAGGUGGUGGGCAGUAGUGGUGCUGGCCUUGCUCCCCUCCCUAGAGGCAGGGGGGGAAGCUCCCGAAGCCCCGCCAGAGUCAUGGACCCAGCUUUGGUUCUUCCGCUUUUUGGUGAAUGCUGCUGGCUAUGCCAGUAUUAUGGUGCCUGGCUACCUCCUAGUGCAAUACUUCAGACGGACGAACUACCUGGAGACAGGUAGAGGCCUCUGCUACCCCCUGGUGAAAGCCUUUGUCUUUGGCAAUGAGCCCAAGGCCCCCGACGAGACACCCCUGACUCCUCGGACAGAGCCAACAGAGACCACCCCUAUUUGGCAGGCUCUGAAACUGGUCAUCUGUGCCACUGGCCUCCAGGUGUUCUAUCUGACUUGGGGUGUGCUGCAGGAAAGAGUGAUGACCCGCAAUUAUGGGGCCACAGCCACAGCACCAGGUGAGCGCUUCACGGACUCACAGUUCCUGGUGUUGAUGAACCGUGUGCUGGCACUGAUGGUGGCUGGCCUCUACUGUAUGCUCUGCAAGCAGCCUCGACACGGAGCACCGAUGUACCGGUACUCUUAUGCCAGCCUGUCAAACAUAAUUAGCAGCUGGUGUCAGUAUGAAGCUCUCAAGUUUGUCAGCUUCCCCACCCAGGUGCUGGCCAAGGCCUCCAAAGUGAUUCCUGUCAUGCUUAUGGGAAAGCUGGUAUCUCGGCGCAGUUAUGAGCACUGGGAAUACCUGACAGCAGGCCUCAUCUCUAUUGGGGUCAGCAUGUUCUUGCUGUCCAGUGGACCAGAGCCUCGCAGUUCCCCAGCUACGACGCUCUCAGGACUCAUCCUGUUGACAGGUUACAUAGCUUCUGACAGCUUCACCUCAAACUGGCAGGAUGCCCUGUUUGCCUACAAAAUGUCUUCAGUACAAAUGAUGUUUGGGGUCAACUUCUUCUCCUGCCUCUUCACCGUGAUUUCAUUGUUGCAGCAGGGGGCCCUCCUGGAGGGGACCCGUUUCAUGGGGCGACACAGUGAGUUUGCAGCCCAUGCUCUGCUGCUCUCAAUCUGCUCAGCCUUUGGCCAGCUCUUCAUCUUCUACACUAUUGGGCAGUUCGGAGCUGCCACCUUCACCAUUAUCAUGACCCUACGCCAGGCCAUUGCCAUUCUCCUCUCCUGCCUCAUUUAUGGCCACACAGUCACUGUGGUUGGAGGGCUGGGUGUGGCUGUAGUGUUCUCUGCUCUGUUUCUCCGGGUUUAUGCCAGGAAUCGCCUAAAGCAGAGGGGGAAGAAGGCUGUGCCCAUGGAGUCCCCGGUGCAAAAGGUGUAA